Molecule: messenger RNA, 2461 nt
Organism: Daldinia loculata
Lineage: Eukaryota; Fungi; Ascomycota; Sordariomycetes; Xylariales; Hypoxylaceae
Exons: 3
Coding region: 297-2303 (668 amino acids)
Source: RefSeq, a predicted model, not a curated record
CGAGAAUCUAUUUAAUGCAUAUUAUAAUAUUUCAGAUAGACGCUGUUACUCGUCGGCUUUACUCGCACGUAGGAUUCUGACCCUGCACAGCCUGCAGAAUCUCCUGCAUUCACAUAGAGGCUGUGCUUCCACUAAGCCACCAAAAGUCUAGGGUAUAAUAUAGACUAUAAGUGGCUGGUAUGCAUUAUAAGUUUGGCUUUCUAGAUAGGUAAAUAUUUCAGGUAACCUCUGUGUUUCUAAGUAUUCCCUCUAAAUAGUUUAUUCUUCUAACUUCAAUAGCUAUAGCGGGUGGCGCAAUGUGCUAUCAGCUCGUCGAGUUAUAUACCGCUUGUCGUUGUUUAUAUUACCGACAUGCUGUAGAUAGAUGCUCUGCCUAUGGCCAAUCAGAACAUCAUAUAACAACACGGUCGAUUCUCGUCGGGUAUGCAUGCCAAACACACACCAUAUCACCAGGCAGCCCAAAGGCCAACUCCGAUUUCCUAACUAAGGAAACGUCAAGCCCAGCUUAUACCCAAAACGCUUCUAGAGCCCGUAGCAGACACAACAGGGUACCUCGUUCGUCGAGGGUAAACUAUGUAGAAGAUGUAGUACAUCAGAAACCCCCACCAAGCGGGAUCCAGCAAAUUAUAAAUCGAAGUUGGUCAGACUCAAAAGCGCAUCCGAGUCUUACGGAAUAUGAUAAACCUAGUGCUAGCUCUGGGAGCAAAGAAGAUUCCGACGAUGAUCUUUCUUCUAUAGAGGCGUUCCUCUUUGAUGACAAUGACGAAUCUAGCUUAACCUCUCUUAGCUCGGUUGGAUCUUCGACAGCUCUCGAGCAUCUUACAGAUGGAUUCCUAUACGACGGAUACCUCCAGGACCUAUGGCCUCAGGUAGUCCUCCGGUCGCUGUCCGCGGCGAAAGCGAAGGAGGAAGUAUCGUCGUUGAUCUUGCGAUAUAGCCUAGACCUGCAAAGAUUGGCUCGAAAACAAGAAACUUCAGAAGACUCCACAAAUCUGCAAAUAAAAGCGAGUCAAUUCGUGAAGUGCAAGCGACAUUACUUGUCACGAGAAAUUUACAAGCAGUUUUGGCUACCUCUGUCAGCAGUCGGGCAGCCUGUGGAUGAGAAUGAUGCGCCAGAGAAUGAUCCUGGCGUUGAGUCCGACUCGGACAACGACCAGCAACCGGACGUUGAUCGGUUUAUCAGCCUAAAGUCAUUCUUGUUUGAUACAGAACCAUUUCGUAUCUUCAAGGAAAACGUGCGAAUCUUUGUUGAGCAGUCUUCUCUUGGUCCUCUGCAGAGUACCUGGCUUGGUUCUAUGCGGAUCGGCUUCAACAACAUGAUAACACGUAUCAACGGUAAAAGUCCCCGGCCGGGGAUGAGACGGCUUUAUUGGACAUGUAGCUGCGGUCUUCGUAUAUACGACGACUAUGCCGAAUCUCAAUCGGGCGCUCUUGAUAAUCUAGAAAAGAUCUUAUCCGGCUAUGGCGCGCGGUCAAGGGGCUCGGGUGAUAUUGAGUCAAACAAUCCACCACUAAGCAGCAAGUCAAAUAAGGGCGGAUUGUCAAACAUAUGGCGUUCUUUUACUCUCGACGUUAAACUGCCACGCUUUUGGUUGAGGAAAGACUACUGGGAACCUGGGAAAUGUCGUCGGGCGCCUGGAACAAGCCUUGAACAGGAGCACAAUUACCUUCUUGCCUGCGUUCCAUUCGGGCGAUGGGUUUCGAAACUGCACCAGCAGGAGAUUUGCACUAUACUCUCUGAUCAGGACUUCUUCUCACUGCUGCGGAUGUUAUACCAUACCAACCGUCGCAGGCUCUCACUAUCUUGGAUGAGGAGAGUAAACGGCAUCGACUUCGUUCAGUUCGAUGUUCACCGGUCAGACGUUGCGGCGGUACGUUCUAAACCGGCCUUGCCGCCUGAGGAGUUGAAGGACCAGUAUCAAUAUGACCCAAUGCCUGCGCAUCUGGUUCCUCCGGUUGGGCCCAAUAUGCUGGUACACUUCUUCGAGAACCCAACGCACGCUAGCGUACUUCCGGAUUUAUAUAAAAGGAUACCGAAAAAACUGCGACAAAAGUUGACGCCGUGUCAAGUAACAGGAAUGUCAGUAGGAUGGGGAAUCGAGUUUGUUGAGGGCAUAGAUUCUUUCAUGUUCUUUAUAUUCGGGUGCGCCUUGUUCCUUGCUUGCUUAAUAGUCGCCGUGGGGUGGUCCGCUAUUAAACAAGACGUCCAAGGUGGAUUUGGGAUAGGGGGCUUCAUCUUGGCUUUCAUGUUAUUUUGUGGCAGCAUCGUCCAUUCCGCGCUCGACUCUCAAGUCCUGAAGUAGAGCAUACAUAAACAUGAGAAGGUAGAACCAUACAUAAAUUUAACCUCGUACAACUUGAUAAUAUGGUUUAAUAUGUAUAACAAAAUUUAGUAACUAAUUAAUACGCAAGGUAGGAUGAGCUUAUAUCUACUCGAAUCCUAAGAAGAGUUGAGUUAUGC